AUGGACACGGGAGUGGAUCGAUGGACCGAUGUCGAGGGAGGGAUUCACAUCCAAAGAAAUCUUCGGCUAUCGAGACCCUUUUGGGACAAGGAUGGGGGUGAAGACCAGAAUGAUGACGAGACCCGUCAGAUGGAUCGGAUACGAGAGUGGCAGCAUUGGCUUAAGCAUGGGAAUUUGAGAGAACAAAGUACAGAGUACAAGAUCUCUGCACCUGUGUGCUCUUUGCACACCAGGUUGAGCAAUACUAUUGUGAAGUAUCCUCUACUUCAGUCCGUUCUGCGGUGGGUCGAUCGUCCUAGACGGAAGAGGGGACAACAGCCAUCUAGUGUCCCCGUCCGAAGGUGGGCUUUCAAAGAGGGACAGUGGUCCAGUGGCUCGAGCCGAAAAAUCAGACACUUUGGGAUCUCGGGUCAUGAAGCACGGCGAAUCAGCCAUAAAAUUGGGAGCGCUGGACUCUGGGACUCUGCACCAGUGCAGAGGAUGCGCUUACCGGCUGGACCUCGGUACCUUUUCCCAUCUUGGUGCACCGAGCAUGGCCUCGAGGUCUGUGCAAGACUCAUCACUCAACUCAUGCAAGCACUCUUCGUCUUUGGGUGA
Messenger RNA from Penicillium oxalicum, 597 nucleotides. RefSeq lists its product as uncharacterized. The record is from RefSeq and is a predicted model, not a curated record. The transcript is spliced from 2 exons. The coding region runs from base 1 to 597 and encodes 198 amino acids. NCBI's taxonomy places the organism in Eukaryota, Fungi, Ascomycota, Eurotiomycetes, Eurotiales, Aspergillaceae.